UCAAAUAAAUGUGUUUUUUGUUAGAUGUAUACAAUAAGGAUAAACAACAACAAGAAAAAUAAACAAAAUGGGAACGCAUAAUGGCAUGUUUUUUUAAUUUUAGUACAAAAACGUGUAUUGUGUAUAGCUUUUCCGAACAAUUAAUUUGUUUUAAAGUAAUUGACAUUGGUUGUAAUGCACCGUUAAAAAUGCAAACAUAUGCAAUGAAAUACAUUAUUUCGUAAGUAUCUUUCUAUUACAUUUAGUUUUACGUUAGUUUUUCAUUUUCUUACACAGCUCGUAUUCUGAACAAAAGGUAUUAUCUUGUGACUCCGUUUUCUUUGGAUAAAGGGGUGGUCUGUUUUCCCUGGGGUUUGUCUUUCAGGCAGCAAGCUCUACCAAUCAAAGUUCAGGUAUAGUUUGGUUCAGGACCUAAUUGGGCAUUUGAGCUAUCAAUCUUACCAAGAGAGGCGGGUUUUGAGCAUUGGAAGACAAGACUGAGGGCAAACGGCUAAACAAAGGGUCCAAAUCGCCGUCAUUUCCUUUAGCCGUCUACAGAAAUGCCUGCUUAAAGAAGUACGAAACAGCGGGCCACGUUUUGAGGAAGCUGUUUUGUUAGUCUUUAGUCGCCGCCUGGGUCGAGGUAACAUUUCCAAACCCGCGAUUUACUUUAUUAACCGCUAACGUCAGGAAAGCCGUCGUAACAGAGAAACCGUUUCCUCGGUUGAACCAGCUCGUUCUUGUGACCCGCCAAAAACCACAGAAGUUCAGCAAGGAAGUAACCAUUUUGUGAUUUGGCCGUUUUCGGUAACGUUAUACAUAAGUUGUCCUCCUGCGAACGAAAAUGAGUGGCGGUUUCAACUUCGGGAAAGCCUCCACCGGCUUCUCCUUCGGAGCGCAGAAGCCAGCAGUUGCAGCCCCCAGCACGGGCUUCGGGAUGACUAGCGCCAUGCCUGCUGCCACUGGAGGGGGCUUCGCGUUUGGCACUCCCACCCAGGCCGCCCCUAACCCUACCGGCUCUUUCAGCUUUGGUACACCGGCAAAGAGCACAGCAGCCGGGGGAGGCUUCUCUUUUGGGACCCCCACCGCCCCAUUUGGCAUGGUCACUCCUCAACCCGCAGCAGCACCACCUCAAGGGCUGACUUUAGGCACCGCAGUAGCUCCAGCACCGGGGUCAGGGUUCACCAUGGCCACGGGUUUGUCGGCACAGACCGCCGCUCCAGCAGGAGGAGGCUUUGCCUUCGGUACUCCUUCUCAAGCUCUACCCCAACCCGCAGUUCAACUCCAACCUGCAGCACCACCAACAGCAGCCACAGUAAUGGCAACUACAGGAGCAGGCGUCCCCUCAUUUGGAGGGUUCGGCUUUGGAUCAACCAAGGUCCAGGCGACCACAGCAGCCCCUGUUGCGGCCCCUAUUGCUGCUCCGGGAGGGGGCUUCAGCUUCGGCAACAGUACUCCAUCCAACCUCAACAUGGGCAUUCAGCCCCAGACAGCACUCACGGCUGCAGUCACAAGUCAGGGUGGAGGAUUUCCCUUUGGGAUUAAACCUUCAUCAACCCCAGCUCCCCCUGCAUCAAUCCAGGCAGUCCAGGCUCCAGGCCCGUCUCUCUUUGCUUCACCCAUCUCUACAGCUGCUGCUGCUGCUGCCGCCGCCGCCACUGCUGCUGCUGCUACUGUCACUGCCGCUGCAACAGGUACAUGCUUUAGUUUGGGUGUAGCUCCAACUUUAGCAGCAAGCACUGCUGCUGCAACCACAACAGCAGCAGGUGGAGGUCUGGCCUUUAUGCUCAAACCUCUGGGGGCAGCUACCAUCACCUCUGCCCCUGCCCCUGCUGCCACUGUUGCAGCUGCAAUAACAGGUGCUCCGACAGCCUUUACACUGGGACUCAAACCUUUAACUGGCAUAAGUAUCCCAACAACUUCUACAGUGACGACACUCUCUACAACCACUGCUCCUCCAGUGAUGACCUACGCCCAGCUCGAGGGUCUUAUUAACAAGUGGAGUCUUGAGCUUGAGGACCAAGAGAGACAUUUCUUACAGCAGGCUACUCAGGUAAAUGCCUGGGACCGCAUGCUGGUGGAGAACGGAGAGAAGAUCACAGCCCUGCAUAAAGAGAUGGAGAAGGUGAAGCUGGACCAGAGGAGGCUAAACCAGGAGCUGGAUUUCAUCCUCUCCCAACAGAAAGAGCUGGAGGACUUACUCUGCCCGCUCGAGGAGUCGGUGAAAGACCAGAGUGGAACCAUCUACAUGCAGAAUGCUGACGAGGAACGUGAAAGAACAUACAAGCUUGCCGAGAACGUUGACGCACAGCUGAAGAGGAUGUCGCAGGAUCUGAAGGAGAUCAUCGAGCACCUGAACACGUCCAGCGGCCCAGCAGAUACCAGUGACCCGCUUCAGCAGAUCUGUAAAAUUCUCAACACCCACAUGGAUUCACUUCAGUGGAUCGAUCAAAACUCUGUUCUUCUGCAGAGGAGAGUGGAAGAAGUGUCUAAAUUGUGUGACAACCAGCGCAAGGAUCAGGAGAAGACCUUUCGUCUAACAUUUGACUGAUGUGGAAUAAAUAUAUUGAUAUUUUGAAUGCAAAAACAAAAAGUAACAAUUCCUGUUAACUUGCUUUUUCUGUCAGCUGAGUUGUUUGGCUGCAUAUAGAUCAAUAUUUCCAUUGCAAUAGCUUUUUAUAUAGAGUAGUGAAGCAACUGAUCUGUUCUCAUGUAAAUGCUAUGGUUGUUCUAAGUGGUAUGAUUAAAUAAAUCAACGAAUGAAGUAA
Cyclopterus lumpus (lumpfish) is the source of this 2747-nucleotide messenger RNA. Its product is annotated as nuclear pore glycoprotein p62-like. Gene Ontology annotation, cellular component: nuclear pore; nuclear pore central transport channel. Gene Ontology annotation, biological process: RNA export from nucleus; protein import into nucleus. The transcript has 2 exons. Gene Ontology annotation, molecular function: structural constituent of nuclear pore; phospholipid binding. The record is from RefSeq and is a predicted model, not a curated record. Bases 824 to 2530 code for a protein of 568 amino acids. NCBI's taxonomy places the organism in Eukaryota, Metazoa, Chordata, Actinopteri, Perciformes, Cyclopteridae.